Messenger RNA from Volvox carteri f. nagariensis, 798 nucleotides. RefSeq lists its product as uncharacterized. The transcript is spliced from 5 exons. NCBI's taxonomy places the organism in Eukaryota, Viridiplantae, Chlorophyta, Chlorophyceae, Chlamydomonadales, Volvocaceae. The coding region runs from base 1 to 798 and encodes 265 amino acids. The record is from RefSeq and is a predicted model, not a curated record.
AUGGUUGGGGGAAAAGAACCGAUCGGCGGAUGUCAAUCCCGUGAUGCCCAGGACACUACAGGGUGGUCCAGUCGGCACUGGAGAAGGAUGUGGGGGCUGAUGUUGAGAACAGCACGCGUCUGCAAAGCAUUAGGCACUUCGUUACUCGUGACGUGGCCGGAGUGCCUUACAGUGCAGGAUACGUGCAUUUACUGCUGCGAGACAUGCGCCGCUAAACUGGAGAGGGCUCACAAGGGGAAGAUAGUCCCACACAGGUUGACAUGGGCAUUUAAGCUGGAUAAGGGUCCAAUAAUCAUCACUUCACUUUCACAGCCAUGUGUACGUGUUCCAGCUGAGCUUGAGGAGGAGGCGGAGGGGGAGGGAGCGGGAGAGGAGGGCCCUGCAGCCGAUGGCGUGAAGUCCGAUGUCGGGCUGGUGCUGGACAUCAACAGUGAUGAGGAGGAGAGUCGAAAUUGUGUCAAUGGCCGGUUCUUAGGGCAAGACAUUCGGGAUGUGGUUGCACAGCUGACAAAGGGUGAGCAAGGUCACCUGUCCAAUGAUGACUACUUGGGGGCACUGGGGGAGGACGGCGAUCAGGCUGUUGUGCGGAUCGCAUUGCUUGAUGGAGCGCCUGCUCGAGAUCAAAGGGAAGGGCCCAGGCUCACCCCGCGGGCAGCUGGCGACCCAAACGGCGACCCAAACGGCGAGCUGGUGCUGCGGUUGCCAUGGCCCGCUGGCAUAGGUUUGGCGGAGAAAUCGCGUUACAGGGAACUAAGAAGUCCACAGGGUGUGGGACACCCACUCUACACCCACCCUUAG